Molecule: messenger RNA, 1288 nt
Organism: Syngnathus acus (greater pipefish)
Lineage: Eukaryota; Metazoa; Chordata; Actinopteri; Syngnathiformes; Syngnathidae
Gene: nxph1
Product: neurexophilin 1
Exons: 3
Coding region: 306-1121 (271 amino acids)
Molecular function (GO): signaling receptor binding
Source: RefSeq, a predicted model, not a curated record
UGCCUUCCUUCCUUCCUUCCUUUCUUCCUUCCUUCCUGCCUUCCUUCCUUCCUUCCUUCCUUCCUUCCUUCCUUCCUUCAACUUACCGGGUCCGUCAGCGGCUGGCUCCUUUUCGCAUCCUCCCCUCCUCUUCCAGCAAGCCUGCGGUCAUGGCUUGCGCCACCCGCCCGGCUGUUUGACAACUUGAGCGCGCAGUGAGGUAGACGCACCUGGGUGGAUUGAUGCUCCUACCAUAGAGUCAGUCACACGUAGCAUCGGAAGGAAAUUUGAGUGAGCGAGCGAGCGAGCGAGCAGCUGGAGGGAGGAUGCAGGGGACGUGUUGGUGCGCCGUGUUCCUCCUCAUGCCUGUACUAAACCGGAUUCCGAGCGUCCGCUCGUCCAGUUCCGGGACGGUCAAGUCCGGGAGCCCCAAAUGGACUCUCAAGCGCGUGUGGACGGAAAGCGGCAAGGACGCGUCCAUAAGCAGGCUGCUGCUACAGACUCUGCACGGCAAAGAGAACGAGACGGCGCUGGACCUGCGUUACGACACCCCGGAGCCUUAUUCGGAACAGGAUCUGUGGGAGUGGUUGAGGAACUCCACCGACCCGCAGGACUCGCGGCGGCCCCGGGCCAAACGGCGGCCCAUGGUCAAGACGGGCAAGUUUAAAAAAAUGUUUGGCUGGGGGGACUUCCACUCGAACAUCAAGACGGUCAAACUCAACCUGCUGAUCACGGGUAAGAUCGUGGAUCACGGCAACGGCACGUUCAGCGUCUACUUCCGCCACAACUCCACGGGGCAGGGCAACGUGUCGGUCAGUUUAGUCCCUCCGACCAAGAUCGUGGAGUUGGACGUGGCGGCGGCGCAGCAGUCGGUCAUAGACGCCAAGGACUCCAAGUCCUUCAACUGCCGCAUCGAGUACGAGAAGGUGGAGAAGGGCGCCAAGAACACGCUGUGCAACUUUGACCCGUCCAAGACGUGCUACCAGGAGCAAACCCAGAGCCACGUCUCCUGGCUCUGCUCCAAACCUUUCAAAGUCAUUUGCAUCUUCAUCGCCUUCUAUAGCACCGACUACAAAUUGGUCCAGAAAGUCUGUCCCGACUACAACUACCAUAGUGACACUCCCUAUUUUCCAUCCGGCUGACCACCACAACAAAAAUAUGGUUGAGCGAGACACCGAGGAAUGUGUAUCGAACCCCUCGCCGUUGGAAUAUGUAGAUAUCAGGGCUUGACGGAUUGAUUGAUGGAUGGAUGGAUGGAUGGAUGGGUGGGUGGGUGGGUGGAUGGAAGGAUGGAUGGAUGGAUGGAUGG